Molecule: messenger RNA, 2467 nt
Organism: Syngnathoides biaculeatus (alligator pipefish)
Lineage: Eukaryota; Metazoa; Chordata; Actinopteri; Syngnathiformes; Syngnathidae
Gene: armc6
Product: armadillo repeat containing 6
Exons: 7
Coding region: 307-1713 (468 amino acids)
Biological process (GO): hematopoietic progenitor cell differentiation
Molecular function (GO): protein binding
Source: RefSeq, a predicted model, not a curated record
GUGUAGGACCGUUUUGCUCAGACGGUAAUUCACUAAAAGGCACCGGCAGAAAUUACGCAAAGUACAAGUUUAGCCCAGGCGAGCUGGAGUGCGUAAAUUGCGUAAAUUGGUCGCGGUGGUUUCAUUGAUAACAUCGAGUGGAAAGCCAGGGCGGUAACGGCGUUGUUGUUUUUGUGUUAAAAACCGACAAAAACAAGCAACGUCAUUACGGCCUAUAUAUAUGGUUUCAACGAAAAAAGGCAAUCAUUUUUUAAAAGGACGUUAUCAAACUUCAUUACAUAGCGGGUAAUAACUAUUGAAAGGAAAAUGGCUCUUAGGAGAAUUACUCAAGAAACAUUUGAUGAUGCAGUGAGGGAAAACAUCGAUGAGUUUGACAUGGACCCUGAAGAGGCUUUAAGGGAGGCUGUGGAGCAGUUUCAGUCUCAAGGUGUGGACCUUAGUUGUAUUGUAAAAGCUGUACCUGCCGUGGCAUCUGACGACAAAAAGCAGGAGCAAACGCAUGCGAUCUUACAGGCCCUGGAGUCCCUCUGUAAUGCACAAGACUCUCCUGACUGUACAAAAGUUUCCGUUGAUAUAAAGUGUUUUUCUGAGCAAUGUUCACUUGGAUUCGCUCAAAGGUACCUGGCGGCCCAGAAAGGCGCAUAUCCCGUCAUCCUCUCCUAUUGCCAAAAGAGCUUGGGAGAGCAGGAGGCCUUGUUGGCCGCUCUGUCCGCUUUGGCCGCUCUGACUGAUGGACAGCCAGACUUGUUAGAUGCAGACGGCAAGCACUUUCUCUUGGAUGUUCUCAAAAAGUACCAGGCCGAGUCUUCCGUUACACGAGCUGCCAUCUCCGCUGUGCGUCACUGCUGUUUGAAACACGAACAGAACAGACAGGAUUUGGUUAAAGCGGGCGUCUUACCUUUCCUGAUUAACGCCAUCGAACAGCACGGUGGAUGUGCCGAGGUGGUCAAGGAAGCUUCUGGAGCUCUCAGGGUUAUGACUUUUGAUGACGAUGUCAGGGUCACGUUCGGGCAUGCUCAUGAGCACGCCAAGAUGAUUGUUCUUCAGCACAAUGGCCUCAAGGUCUUAAUUGAGUCGGCAAAAGCUCACACUGAUAAAACGUCCGUUUUGAGUGAUCUGUGUGCAACUUUGUCCCGUUUGGCUGUAAGAAACGAGUUCUGCCAAGACAUUUGUGACCUAGGUGGAUUGAAGCUAAUGAUGACACUGCUUGCAGACAGCUAUGAGUCAGCGGAGUUGGUGCGGCAGGUCCUAAGUGCAAUACGAGCCAUUGCUGGAAAUGAUGAUGUAAAAGAUGCUGUUGUUAAAGCGGGUGGAGUGCAGCUCAUUGUCAUCGCCCUGAACAGACACAUGACAAUAUCACCUGUGUGUGAGCAGGGCUGUGCAUGCCUUUCUGUUCUUGCUUUACGCAAGCCUAACAACUGCAAGGUCAUCAUGGAGGAAGGAGGGGCUUCAGCAUCUGUGCAGGCUAUGAAGGCUCAUCCAGGUGUUGUUAAUGUGCAGAAACAGGCAUGCAUGCUGCUAAGAAACCUGGUGUCACAUCAGCCCAAAUACAGCCAACCAAUUCUGGAGAUGGGCGUGGAGGCCCUCAUAUCGGAAGCGCUUCGGACCCAUCAAGACUGCGGCGACGCUGCCAAAGCUGCCCUCAGGGAUCUGGGCUGCCAGGUAGAACUCCGAGAGUUGUGGACCGGCAAACGUGGGGGCAUCACCAAUUGAAGCUGGAGGAGAGUGACAAUUUUUUUAUUUUUUAACUGCGAGUUAUCAUGGAAUGUUUUCAGUGAAACAAAACGCAAUCUGACUGAAUGAUGAGUAUGCUGAGUCAGCAAUGUGUUUUAGGGGGCGAAGAUUGUUGGGAAGCAUUCUAAGGAAUGUUCCUGUUCACUUUCCUCUGGGUUCAUGCAGUAUAUGAUCUCUGAGUUAGUAAUCAGGUGGCUUACUUUAGGUUCAAAGUUACAUAGCUUACCUAACUUUAUUAAGCCAAGGGACCUAUGUUACAGUACAAAAAUCUCACAGCACACCAAAUAAAAGUGGCACAAAAAGUACAUUUACUGAAAUCAGGAUAAUUUGGUAUCAAUGUACAGUACUCACAAGUAGUACAGUACUCUGUGAAUGGUAACAGAUGGAUACGUAGAUGAACGGUGCCCCCUCCCAUUUACUGGAAUCUAAUUACAUUUUUAUGCAUGUCGCAACGUCACUGGCAUAGAUAAAUGAACAAAGCUACAUUAAAUCUUGGAAAUAAAAAAAAAUUGGACCAUUGAAUCAGCACAGUGGUAGGGAACCAUACACUAGGCUUAUAAUAAGUGAUUUUAAUUAUUAGUUUUGACGCUUUAAUGGUUAGUUAAGUCUAUUGUCAAAAUCCAUUUAGAUGAGUGUUGCUGUUCUUUGCGUUUUAUUUGUGGUUGGAGUUUGCUUGAUGCAUUGGAAAUGUGACAUGUAAGAGAAACUGAAUAAAAUCAACCAAAUGUUCAAA